CUCGCAACUACUGGCCCAACUGCUUCCCCACGACUUCGUUCACCCCGCCCUUCUCCAGUCAUCCCCACCAUCCCGGCGGCCGGCGGACGACAGCGUGAGGUCGAACCUCGACGGCUAGAGCAUGCAGCAGUCACGCGCAUGGUCGUCCCUUGCGCGCGGCAUAGCGCGCCGCCUCUCCGGGGGAGCGCCGUCAGCUCCGAUUUCUCCUCUCCAGUCCGCGGCAAUCUCCACCGGGUCAGCCUGCCUGCUUGCUCGCCAGGACGGAGGUUUUGUUCAUGGUGGGUUCAUGGAUUCCAUUCGUAUUGGUGGUGUUGUGAUACCUAACCACAAGAGGGUGGAGUACGCACUUCAAUCCAUCCACGGCAUUGGCCGGGCACGCGCCCGUCAGAUCCUUUCAGAGCUCAAUUUGGAGAACAAGGUCACCAAAGACCUCUCCAAGGAGGAGAUCAUCACCCUCCGUGAGGGGAUCGCAAAGUACAUGAUUGAAACAGACCUAAGACGGUUUAAGAGUGCGGCGGUCGAGAGAUUGGAAGGGAUUAGAUGCUACAGGGGCAUCCGGCAUGCGGAUGCUCUCCCGGUACGUGGCCAGAGAACAAAGACCAAUGGCAGGACUCGCAAGGAAAAGAGGGCUUGAGUUGCCAACAAGUCGUUUGCGGCCUCCCCGGAAUAAUUAGUCAUGCUGCCAUUAUUUAGCUCCUUUUUUGGUUUUGUUUGUACUGCAUUACCGCGCUACUGUUAAUCGACAGUUAAUCUGAUAAUAAAUGCUAGGUGCCUCCCAGCCUGGACUUUCCGAACUUUCAAAUUCAACUAGUUUGGUUUGGUUAAA
Molecule: messenger RNA, 826 nt
Organism: Triticum urartu
Lineage: Eukaryota; Viridiplantae; Streptophyta; Magnoliopsida; Poales; Poaceae
Biological process (GO): translation
Cellular component (GO): ribosome; mitochondrion; small ribosomal subunit
Molecular function (GO): RNA binding; structural constituent of ribosome
Source: RefSeq, a predicted model, not a curated record